Molecule: messenger RNA, 666 nt
Organism: Seminavis robusta
Lineage: Eukaryota; Bacillariophyta; Bacillariophyceae; Naviculales; Naviculaceae
Source: the annotation of a GenBank genome assembly
AUGAACAAUGAUGACGAUGACGAUGAUUCCUAUCAAGUGCCACUGGGAUGGUCCACGAAUGGCCCUGUAGUAGACGAUGAACACCUAGCCACAGCGGCGCCACAAGGCCAGCACGAUGACGAUAAGGAACGGUACCACGACCAACACGACAUUGAGUCGGGACGCAACGAACGGACACUCCAUCCCAACUCAACAAACAAUCGCCUGGGCAGAACGGUCCCGUGGGUCAUACCCAACAACUCGACAAAAAAGAACAAACACCCCAGCAGAACGCUCCAGUGGAUGGCCAACUCCACAAAGCAUCGCCGGUGGAGAAUCCUAAGAACCAAGACGGUUUUGAAAAGCAGACACAGCCAACAACGAGCAAAGACAACAAUACACCUUUCAUCAAUCCACCCAAUCCCGCAAUCCGGGAGAACGAGCUAGAUAUCAGUGACCUGUCUUUACCACAGCACUCGCAAAGCUCGUACCUCGACAUUAGUGGUCUUACACACAAAUCACCUCCAAGUUCCCAUCUAGAUGUCAGCCAACUAUCCUUCGAAUCGUUUCCGUGAACUUCCAUCUCCAUCAUGACGACUGUGAUUCCAUUUCAUCCCCGACCAAAAGACCAUUACGAGGGGCAAACGACAAGCAUCAUUUUGAUUCCACAUCUUCCAUUCUGAUUAC